AUGGAUAAAUAUCUGAGAUCCCUGAGAUAUGAUUUGAAAGUGGUGGAGGUUGAGGGAAUUGACCAAUCUGCAACAGCAGAAGAGGCCAAUACAAAAUGUGAAUUGCACAACAUAAGGCCAGUGUUUUCUUAUUUUUGUAACUGUCCUAACGCUGGUUUGUUUCUCUUCUCUUUUCUCCUAGUGGAGUUUUUAUACUGUGAUUUGGCUUCCAUGAAGUCUAUUCGGCAAUUUGUGCAGCAGUUUAGAGCAAAGAAUUGUCCACUCCAUGUGCUGGUGAAUAAUGCUGGGGUGAUGCUGGUCCCUGAAAGGCAGACAGAGGAUGGGUUUGAGGAGCACUUCGGCUUGAACUACUUGGGACACUUCCUGCUGACUAACCUCCUCUUGGAUACGCUGAAGCAAUCAGGAACGCACAGUCACAGCGCUAGAAUCGUCACUGUCUCAUCAGCCACCCAUUAUGUAGGCAAAUUGCACUUGGACGACUUACAAAGCAGAUGUUCGUAUUCACCCCAUGGAGCCUAUGCCCAAAGCAAACUUGCCCUUGUGUUAUUUACCUAUCGACUACAGCAUCUUCUGACUGCAAAUGGAAGCCAUGUGACUGCUAAUGUAGUAGACCCUGGAGUAGUGAAUACUGAGCUCUACAAGCAUGUCUUUUGGGUUGUAAAAGUGGUCAAAUGGAUGACUGCCUGGCUAUUUUUCAAGGUACGCAUUUAUUUAUUUUUUCCCAUCAUUUUGUUGCCGUAUCUCUACAUUGUGAAUGCUGCAGUCAGCACGGAGCUGAAUAUGUUUCACAGUGUGUUAUGAUGUUAUAUUUAUUGC
Molecule: messenger RNA, 816 nt
Organism: Meleagris gallopavo (turkey)
Lineage: Eukaryota; Metazoa; Chordata; Aves; Galliformes; Phasianidae
Source: RefSeq, a predicted model, not a curated record